Castor canadensis (American beaver) is the source of this 5627-nucleotide messenger RNA. The record is from RefSeq and is a predicted model, not a curated record. Lineage: Eukaryota; Metazoa; Chordata; Mammalia; Rodentia; Castoridae.
CACAGACGCGUAGGACGUGGGGCCCGCACCGCCUGUGGGCUCCCUGCUGUUCUGGCGGUGCUGGGAUCGAACCCAGGCCUCAUGCAGGCCAGGCAGGCGCUGACCAGCACCCACGCGGCCAACGCUGUGGCUAACGGUUGCGGAUUUUGAUCGAGAACAGGGGAAACUGGAAAAAGCCCACCAAACUACUGUGCUUAGGUUUAAGAGGGGUGCGGGAAAGGGGAGAACGCAUCAUUGCUUUCCCCGCUACCGGCUGAACAACAAAACGCUGCGGAACGCAGGCUAGGCAUUCAGCUUUCGCGAUACUAAAAACUCAAGGAUUCGUAGCAGAGUCUUUUAAACCAGGCCACAAGCUCAGCCUUUUUUCAGUCGCAAUCAAAGGUCGACAGGACGGCCUUCUGAUCCCGGCGGGCCUGCCAGGACGCGGUCACUGUCCUGUCCCACACAGCGGCGCAGGCCACGCUGUGUCCCCGCCCCCGAUCUGCGCGUCCCGGAUUAGAGGGGGUGGCCGCGGCGUGGCGCCUCUGCGCGGCUCCCCACACGGGAGGCCAUCGCGGCGGAUGCACCGACUGCCGGACCACGGCGACGUCCCACGCGGCGAGGGCGGCUCCGGACGCCGCGCGCCAGCCCCGCCCCCCCCCAGCGAGCCGCUCCCUCCAUUUUGUCCCCGUCUCCUUCAGGACCGGGCGUGCUAUUCUAAAGCCAUUAGGCCGCGACACGGAGCCAGGGAGAAAGGGAGGUGGCGGGGGCGCGCCAGUGGCUGGAGGCGGGCAGCCGGGAGGGCGGGGGGCGGGGUGCCAAGGGCCGUGCAGGGGCCGGAAGGACAAAGGACACGGAGGGCACGAGGGCCGCCCAGCAGGCCCCGACGACUUCCGGCCGCGGGCCGCCCGCCCAGAGGACAAAGCGGCGCGGACGCGCGCCCUCCGCUGCAGCCCCGCCCCCCCGGCGCGCGCCCGGCGCCCUACACGAGCGCGCGCGCGACGACCUUCAAGCUCCUAGGAAUUUUAGAUGUUGAGAACAUUCCCUGUGCGCGGGACUCACUAUUGUAUGGCUCACUAGGAUCUGUGGUGGCUGGACUUGGACAUUUUUUGUUAACCAGUAGAAUUAGAAGAUCAUGUGAUGUUGGAGUAGGAGGAUUUAUCUUGGUGACUUUAGGAUGCUGGUCGGCCUUGAACACAGGAUCCUCCUGCCCCACUGCAGGAAUAAUCCUGGACACUUUAACCCACCUAUCAUGACACACCCUCGUUGGACAAAAUAAUCUGUGCAUAUUAAAAGAUGAGUUUCUAAGAAAAUGCUUCUUCCACUAUACCAUGAAGACAAGUUAUGUGAAAUGAAACAUUCCUUGCCACAUAAACUCAAAGUUUAUUUUAAAUGUUUCUCUGUAUCUUUAUGAAUUUUUCUCACAUUCACAGGGAAGGUUAUGAAAUCCCAAGUUGCCUACUUUUGAAGCCAUUAGGUUCCGUAAGUCAUACUUCAUUUAAGUGACAUUGUUAUCAGAAAUGCAACUAAGUCCUUCCCUAUCACCUAAAACAUUAUUCCCUGUACUUAAUUAGCUGGAAGAACAAAUUUUCUUUCAAUUUACAAAGUCUUUAAUAGUUUCAGACUUGUAAGAGUAGAUUAAAUGCUCUCUCUGUACUGGUAACAAGGAAAUGAACGUUUCCGCAUUCCCUCCAUCUUGUAAACUUUAAAUUCACUUUGAUUUUUAUACUUUAUUACCCCAAAAGAUUUCAAUCUAUCUUCCAGAUUUUCUAAAAUUGUUAUUUUAUAAAAAUGCAGAAAAGGAUUUUAGGAAACCAAGGACAGAAAGGUAUUCUGCACUCUAUAUAAUGCAAUAGACUUGCCAAUUGCAAAAAACACAAAAUACUUCAGGUUUGCAAAUUAGAAAAUCAAGACAAUCUGUCCAUCUGGUUGCCAGUCUUAAACUCAUGAAGUUGCUCCUGGAAGCCUAACAUAACAACUGUUAAAUAUACAAGCAGCAAUUAAUUUGGAGUACCUAUUGGAAUCACUGGAACACAUUUAGUUGGGCCCUUUUACUCCUCCACACAGCACAUUCACAGGGACAGACUAAGGAAAAGGAGAUGAAAUUUAAAAUCAGCAGAGUUUUUUGCUUUAUUACCUUCACAAAAACAAGUAAUGUAUGUUGGAGCCUUUUACUCUUAUACUUCUCCCUGACUCUCCCAUCUCCCUUAACUAGAUAACCUCAAAUUUAGUUACCUCUGCCCAUCUUCUUCACAAAAGUAGCCAAAUAAGCUCUGUUGUUUUUUCUUCUCUACAUAUGCUUUAGUUACUUUUGAAGCACUUAGAUUACACCUAAGGGCUCACCGUCUAUUGUGGCCAUCUCUUCUUGGUGGCUAAGCUCAAUUUAUAGUAAUGUUUCAAGUGUUUGCACAUACAAAGUAUUUCAUUGAGCAAAGCUGAUUCUUUCUAUACAAUGGGACUGGCAAAGCAGGAAAAAAUGACUAGUCACUAUUUGUAUUGGAUGCUGUCAGCUGUCCAGCCCACAAUCCUUGAAUAACUUCUUAAGCACUGUGCUAGUGCUGAGUGUUACGCCAUUAACAAGCCAUGACUUAAAUGCAAAAGACCUGAAGACAUUUUUCCACACUAGCCUGUGAAUUUUCACAUACCCAGAGAUGCAACUACGUUUAAAAGCAAAACCCUUUCUUCUUGGGCAAAUUAGGUGACUAUGUAGUUCCUUGUCUUAAUAAGGACCAUUAAUGGACCCUAAAAACUCACCUAACCAUGCAGUGAUUACCAAUGUCCUGGCCUAUCAGACGUCAAGUUAUCCCAGUAUUGGACUUGACAUCCCCAAAUGUCUUCAUAAAAUGUGUAGUUGUUACAUUUUCUAACAACCCUGGUUUUGACUUUAUGAAUAUUUACUUUCCAGUCUGCAAUACCUUAUAAACUAAUCAAGUCCUAGGACAACUAAUCCAUUGUAUUUUUACUCAAUUGGCAAGGAUGUGAAAUAGAAGUGCACAUUUUUUCAGUUAUUUCAACCAAAUCGUAUCUUCUGCUGUUUGGCAUGAGACAGACAAGUGUUUAACACAUUUGUCAAGAUCAAUUGUGGACCCCUUGUUCUUUAAUGUUUUUCUACCAACACACUUAAGGGACAUACUAUUACUUUGACCCCUCCCUUCAAAGCUGUCAGUCAUUUAUAAAGGUUAGCAGUAAGCCUCAGUUGGACAAGGCACUUCAAGAUGAGUUAGCAGGCAAAGUACUUUUAAUGCUUGUCUUACAAACAUGUACCUGAAGUACUAAUACUAAGAAAACAAAAUGGGGAUGACUCCAAAGCACUGGCUAGAUCUAAAAUCUUCGUAUUUUAAUAUAGAAAUUGAGGAAUGGUCAGCUAUGACCAAGAAAAUCCAAGCCAAGAAUCAUCCAAGGAAAGGGCUUUCCAUAGUUUCCAUAAGCUUAGGCACUAAGAAUAAACUGUGGCUCUCAUUACUAAUAAAUUUAUUUUUAAUAGUCCCUUCUAACUUAUGUUUCUUACUUUCAUUAACUAUUACUAAAAGCUUUCAAACUUGAACCCAGUUUUCCAAAUUCCACUUCCCAGGCUUCUAGAAAAAGCUUACACUCAAAACCAUCUUAAGCAUUUUAGGAAAAAAAUGGCAUUGGUUAUGUGUGUUGUAUUCACCUUUCCGGGGGAAACAGCUGAAUGACUACUGGAGGGACUGGUGAGCAAACAGUUUUCCUCUGCUACAAGUUUCACUCAGUUAUGUGCACAAAGGAAAUUAUUUACCCUUUACUUCACUAAGGAAAAUCAUUCUCAUAAACCUACAACUACGUCUUCACAUUCAAGUGUACACAAAGCUAUUAAAAUAUUUUUUCUGCGCAGAACCCAUUAAAACAUUCCUAAGAGUCUAAAAAAAAAAUGUACUGAGCGAGCUUAUUAUAGAAAAAUGUUACUCAACCCCCUCAAAUGAGGCAUUUUAGUCCUUAGGUAGAAACAAAUGCUAUUGGUUAUGCUUUCAAGCUUUAAAAACAAAUGCUUCCUUUUGUCACUUUCUGGCUAACUCAUGCCUCACUAUUCUUUUCAGGAUUUCAUUCUGCUGUCUAUUAAGGCAUCUGCCUUCUUAAGGCAGCACAGCCAGGGACCCUCAAAAGCUAGUUUGUAUCAUGUAACCCACCAGCAACCAAAUUUUUCUGUAAGACUUUUAGUCUUAGUACUUAAUCACUUCCUAUCUUGCAGCCUUGAAAAUUUGUUUUCCCUCCUCCUAAUAAUGUUACUGUACCCCCAGAGUUGACAAACCCCAUCCUUUUAUUUUAGCAGUGCUGGACUUAGCCCAGGGUAUCACACAUGCCAGGGGUGUAACUCACUGAGCUACAUCCUCACCCCAUCCAUUUUAAGCUUCUCAUGAAAGCACUUUUCGAACCAAUAAUCUCACAUUAAGUUUUCUAUGGUCAGAAUUUGUUCAAAUUGAAGUAGUUUUGCUUGCCAUUUUGGGGGAAGAAGGCACAGCAGGCAGGGAGAAGUGACUGACAAAAACUACAGUCUCUCAGAUCUUAUUCUCCCACAACUUGGCAUUUCACUUUUAAAAUAACUUACCUAUUUUUCUCCCCUUUUGCCUACUACUUGGUGCAUCCCCCCUUUCCUGAAUUUCUCAAACACAAUCUAAGGCUGUUUCCUUUUCAGAAGUGUAGACAACACCAUUAAUAUUGGGACUGUUUCAAAGUGUUAACAUUUCCAGACAGCAUUUUUAAAAUCAGUUCCAUCUUCCCUUCCCCAUUUUUCUGGCUGCACAUGCAUAAUGCUCCACCUAUUAUUUGACCAUUAUCUUCCUGUUUCAAUUAUGAAUUCUUCAAGUGAUUUUUAACUAGGCAUAGCCACGAUUUUUACAGGCACAAGUGAACCUGAACCCCGGUUAGUAUCAAGUUUGAAUCUUUUCCCAUAGUUUAGUAUAAGCAAUCCUAAUCAUGAUGUAUAUUGAAAAAGUAACACAUCAGUAGUUGCUAGCCGGUAAUUGCUAAAAACCUGUAAGGAUACUACUACCUUAUGCGGUUUUUCUAUGGUAAUUCGCCUGUUCCAAAAACUCCAACUGAACCUGUAUCAUCUAAAACUCAACUCUAGCUUGUAGCAAUAAAAUUCCUGAAGUAUGAACUCAAGUUAAAAAUCUGAUUUAAAAUAACUACAACAAAAUUCUAACCAACAAGGAACAGAGCAGACCUGAACUUACCAGAAGUUAAAAACACCAAAAUACUAAGCUGAAGUUUUAGUUCUACAGUUUGACUCCUGAUUCCUCACUUCACAGUGAGGGUCUGUUAGAAGAUUUAAGUGUUCUGUGCAAACCCAAUAAAAUUACAAUUAGGGGAUCUAAUGUUAUUGAAUAGCUACAGUAAGUUAGCAGUGAUGUGUAGUAGUGAAAUCAAUGACUGGCUUGCAUGACAGCUUGCUUCUAAAAGCAUAUGUUCCCAGAGUUUCAUGUUUCGUAUCACAUUCAUGUAUAUAAAAAUAUCACGUGAGGACAGCCAUUAGCAUCUUGUAAAGAUGAUAAACUGAGCAUUAACUUCUCCCAGCCAGUACCUUUUCCCCUCCUUCAAUGUUAAGAGCAGUCUGUGGGGAGGGGAAGGGAAGAAUUCAACUUUAAUUCAUAUUAUAAAAUCGUCAGUACACAUUUAAGUUUUUAAAACCU